AACCGCUUAUCCUGCGUACAGGGUCGCGGGGGGGCUGGAGCCAGUCCCAGCUGACAUUGGGCGAAAGGCAGGGUACAUUCUGAACAGGUCGCAGGGCCAGCACAGUAACAUUCCUUCUGUCAAGUUACCCUCCCUCCCCAGAAGAUUGAGAUGGUGUCCCUCAAAUAUAAGGGUUUCCUGAGGACAAAGCUCAAAUCAGAGCUUGAGAUAGUUGUCAGCAGUCUGAGGAAGGAGAAUGCCUAUCUGAAGAAGACACUGGUUGAGUUGUCUCGUCAACAUUCAGAACAUUAUAAGCUUGUGGAGAGAUUCCUCUCUCAUCAAACUGUCAGGCUUGAGAGCUGUCAGCAGGUGACAUCCAAAGACGAGAAGAGAGCUUUGCCGUCAGAGCAGCUGAGUGAGAAAGACGGGGCGCUGAUGCACGUAGUGAGUAUGAGGAGAAAGAGGAGCAUAUCCAGUUACUGCAGAGAGAUUGGAGAAAUCAAGAACAAGCUUGUGAGCGUCGCCACUAGGUGUCAAUAUCUCGAGAACAACGUUGCAAGGAAGAAGGACUCUGCUUCAGACCAAUCAGCUGCAACCAACAACGAAAUAGAGCUCCAAAAUCAGCUCAGUGAUGCCUUGGAGAAGAACAAGCAGUGGCUGGAAUAUGACCAGCAGAGAGAGGCCUAUGUGAGGGCAAUUAUGGCCAGAAUGUUAUGGCUGGAGAAGCAGCUGAACGAAGCCAGUCAGGCCCGCUCACAGCAGCACAAUGAGGACCAUUCAGAUGAGAAGGAGCAAUUAAAGCGGAUGCAGGAGCACUAUGAAAGACUCUUACAGAAAGCCAAAGACGAGCUGGAGGUGCUCAGGGAGCAGGUCGAUGUGACCCAGCAGAACCUGAUAAUAACCCAAAAGUGGUGCGACGAAAGGGAGAGUGAGGUGGAGGAGCUCAAGCAGCAGCUGCAGACCGAAAAAAUGAGCAGAAAAAGUGCACCGGAAGAUCAUCGUUGCUCUGAGGAUGAAGAGCAAUGGCUGAGGGAUGAGACCAAAGACCUCCAGUGCAGACUGGAUGAGGAGAAGCGCAGGUCGGCAAACUUUGAGCUGCAGUCCAGUGUCUUUCAGAAGUUUAUGUUAAAUCGUCACCAUGCAGACCAGAAAAAGAUUGCAGAUCUUGAGCGACAGAUCAAGAUUUCUUCACACGACCUUGAGGAUGAGAGGCAGGAUUGUUCAUAUUUAAAGAAGCAAAUGGUCAGAGUUCUGAAGAUGCUGCAAAAAACUAAAGACCACACGACAAAACAGUCAAAGAGAGACCAGCGGGAUCAAAGCACAGGUGAAGCGGCACACCCACCCUACCUGCCCUCCAGAGAUAGCUUUACAUACUCCCCUCACAGCAGCUUGGUAAAUGAAAGCUUCCUGGAGUGUCCCAGCUGCCGGGCCGAGUAUCCUGCCAGUCACUACCGAGAACUGAUGAACCACCUAGAAAUCUGUCUAGACUGAGCUGAACUGAGAACUUCUUCACUUCUGGAUCUUCUGUAAUAUAGAUUGGGUUUUACCUGUGUAACCAGUCGUACAAGUUAUUUUAAUAAACAGUGUUGAGUUGC
This is a messenger RNA of Micropterus dolomieu (smallmouth bass), 1574 nucleotides long. RefSeq names its product centrosomal protein of 55 kDa-like. Gene Ontology annotation, biological process: mitotic cytokinesis; regulation of phosphatidylinositol 3-kinase/protein kinase B signal transduction. The record is from RefSeq and is a predicted model, not a curated record. NCBI's taxonomy places the organism in Eukaryota, Metazoa, Chordata, Actinopteri, Centrarchiformes, Centrarchidae. Bases 151 to 1470 code for a protein of 439 amino acids. The transcript has 10 exons.